AUGGUGAAUCGUAGAGUUUUGCAAGGAGAAUCAUUGAAAGCAUUCAAUGAAGGGAUUGAUUAUGUUUUCAAUCAUUGGGAUGCUCUUCAAAACUCUAUUUAUUACCAUCGGGGUGGCGAUAACUCUCACCUCAAAGCUAAACGGCUCAUCGAUGAUGUUCGUGAUUGGUUCAUUCAAUCCAACGAUCCAUUGCAUAUUGAUGACUUGAAAGGGUUCAUCAAUGAAAGGUUGUUAGUUGAUUUCAAUCUUCAAAUUGCAGAUGGCAGCGAUGAACAUAUUGCUGUUGAAUUAAUGGUUACACAUGAAGAUUGCUUAAAUGGUAAUUUUAUGACUAUCGAGUUUCCCAGGGAAGCCAAUCGUAAUCCAAACUUUUAUCCUUCUAUGGAAGAGUUUAUCAAUUCAUGCAAUGAAAGCAUUAUUGAGGAUGAUCUCUACCCUAGUGAAUGCAUUACUAAGGAUGAUACUUGUAGUUGUGAUUGUGAAGACAUUGCAGAACCAGAGUCGAGCUCAGAUUCUGUGAACAAGCCCAACUAA
Medicago truncatula (barrel medic) is the source of this 534-nucleotide messenger RNA. RefSeq lists its product as uncharacterized. Lineage: Eukaryota; Viridiplantae; Streptophyta; Magnoliopsida; Fabales; Fabaceae. Bases 1 to 534 code for a protein of 177 amino acids. The transcript is spliced from 4 exons. The record is from RefSeq and is a predicted model, not a curated record.